UUUCUCAAUAGUUGUCAGAGCCUCGGGUCACUCACUAGUCGUCGUGAGGCAUCCUCCACUCCCUUUCUUUCUCUCUGUCUCCCUGUCCUCCACCUUCUCAGGCUCCAGCAUCCUUUUUUGCAAAGGCUGAGAAAACCGUGGACCACGAAGCCGUUCGCAUAUUUGAGGUUGUUUGAGCUCUUUAUUUUUUGCCUGAGUGAGGCAGGAAAACAAACGCGAGUCUUUUCUCCUCAAAAGUUCUCUAACCAAACUCCGACCAUGUCCGGCGAAGACGCACCUGCCCAGCAGCAAAACGCCGAGGAGCAGAAGCAGCCGCAGCAGCAGGAGACCAAGACGCCCGCCGAGUCCCCAAAAACCGAGAGCAAACCAGACCCACCGCCCACCAGCGCGUCCACCGAGGCCGCUGCUGCCGCCGCCGCCGACGCCGACACCCCAGCGCCCGCCGCCGAGAAAGCCCCAGAGGAGGACACUUUCAGCUACAGGGCUCUGGUGCUCACCGGUUACGGCGGGUACGAUAAGGUAAAGCUCCAGGUGAAGAAGGGGAAACCGGUGCUCAAGAGCGGCGAGGUGAUGGUGCGCGUGAAAAUGUGCGGGCUGAACUUCGCCGAUCUGAUGGCGAGACAGGGACUGUACGACCGACUCCCGUCCCCGCCGGUGUCCCCGGGCAUGGAGUGCUCCGGGAUCAUCGAGGCUGUCGGUGAAGAUGUGACUGACAGAAAGGUGGGUGAUAAGGUUCUGGUUCUGAAUCGCAGCGGUCUGUGGCAGGAAGUAGUUGUGGUGGCGACCACACACACCUUCCUGAUGCCCGAGGGCAUGAGCUUUGAGGAGGCGGCGGCACUUCCUGUCAAUUACAUCACCGCCUACAUGAUGCUCUUCGACUUUGGGCACCUGCGUCCCAACCAGAGCAUACUCGUCCAUAUGGCCGCAGGUGGAGUAGGCAUCGCUGCCACUCAAUUGUGUAAAACGGUGAACGAUGUCACAGUGUUUGGCACCGCCUCAGCCAGCAAACACGAGGUCAUCAGCCAGGGUGGAGUCACGCACCCCAUCGACUACCGGACACGUGAUUACGUAGAGGAGAUCCGUAAAAUAAGCCCCAAAGGGCUGGAUAUUGUUCUGGAUCCUCUGGGAGGCUCUGACACCCAUAAGGGCUACAACCUACUGAAGCCAAUGGGGAAGCUCAUCAGCUACGGUGCCGCUAACAUGUUGGCGGGCCAGAAGAAGAACCUGUUUGCAGUGGCUAAGACCUGGUACCAGCAGUUCUCCGUUCACACCCUGAGUCUGAUCCAAGGGAACCGCUCGGUCUGCGGGUUUCACCUGGGCUACCUGGACUCUGAGAGUGAGCUCAUUGCUCAGGCCAUGGCGGUCAUUAUGGACCUGUACAAACAGGGCAAGAUCAAGCCCCGAAUUGACUCCACCUACCACCUAGAGCAGGUCGGUGAUGCCAUGCGUAGGAUGCAAGAGAGGCACAACAUCGGUAAAAUCAUCCUCACCACCGAGCCCAUGAAGGAAGAGGAGAAGAAAGAGGAGGCCAAGAAAGAUGAGGAGAAGAAGAAAGACGACAAGAAAAAGGACGACAAGAAGAAAGACGACAAGAAGAAGGACGAGGCCAAGAAGGAGGAGAAAAAAGAGGAGAAGAAGAAAGAAGAGACCAAGAAGGAAGAGACCAAGAAGGAUGACAAGAAACCAGAAGAAAAGAAGGAAGAAGCCAAGAAAGAGGAGAACUGAGGGGAGAGAAACAUUGUGGAUGUGCUUUGUGUCUGUGUCAGCGGUUUGGGAGUGGUCUGUGUGUGUGUGUGUGUGUGUGUCUUGUGUGUGAAUGGAGGGGUGUAUAGUGUAAUUAGCUUAAGCCCAGGUGAUUCUUAACAUUAGAUCAGAUCUGCAUUUCUGCGAUCAUUCAAUCAGCAGAAUUCACAGACCACUUAUGCACACACACACACACACACACACACACACACACACACACUGUACACCAAGGGAACACACCACUUUAUUGUUCUGUUGUAACCCGGUAGUAUUUAUUCACAGUUUUGUUGCAUCCUUUCUAACUCUUUCUUAUGACUGCACGCCACCGAGGCGUGUUAGGGCAGUAUUAUCCUUUUUAUAAAUCUCACCACAGUGUUUACUCAACCAAUGUCUUUAAUUAUAUAACAAAUAACCUUAUUCUGCACCCUUUAAAAUUGUACUACCAUAUCCUCUAACAAUAUUCCUGCCAAACUAAUGCACUAUAAAAUUAUUGUAUUCCACCGAAAUAUUAGUUAUCUUUUUAGACGCAAACCAAAAACAACCUUUUUCGCUCUCUACACCCCUCUGUGUGUUUGUGUAUCCGCUGUGAAACUGGGUUUUCCGUUCUCUUUUCGUUUCUGUUCUGAAGUGGAUGCGUUUGUUUGAUUUGUCGUACAUCAUCAAUAGUGAAAGAACUUUUUUCCUGCCCACCUUGGCACACAAAACAAGAGCACCCACCUACA
Messenger RNA from Rhinichthys klamathensis goyatoka, 2465 nucleotides. RefSeq names its product vesicle amine transport 1 (gene vat1). Gene Ontology annotation, molecular function: oxidoreductase activity; zinc ion binding. The record is from RefSeq and is a predicted model, not a curated record. The transcript is spliced from 6 exons. The coding region runs from base 259 to 1725 and encodes 488 amino acids. NCBI's taxonomy places the organism in Eukaryota, Metazoa, Chordata, Actinopteri, Cypriniformes, Leuciscidae.